AUGCACUGCUUCGAGGAGGAUUGCUGGCAGCAGGCUGACAUGCACUGCUUAGAGGAGGAUCGACGGCAGCAGCCUGACAUGCACUGCUUAGAGGAGGAUCGCCGGCAGCAGCCUGACAUGCACUGCUUAGAGGAGGAUCACUGGCAGCAGCCUGACAUGCACUGCUUAGAAGAGGAUCGCUGGCAGCAGCCUGACAUGCAGUGCCUAGAGGAAGAUCACCGGCAGCAGCCUGACAUGCACUGCUUAGAGGAGGAUCACCGGCAGCAGCCUGAUAUGCAGUGCUUAGAGGACGAUCGCCGGCAGCAUCACCGGCAGCAGCCUGACAUGCACUGCUCAGAGGAGGAUCGCCGGCAGCAGCCUGACAUGCAGUGCCUAGAGGAGGAUCGCCGGCAGCAGCCUGACAUGCACUGCUUAGAGGAGGGUCACUUGCCUGACAUGCACUGCUUAAUGGAGGUUUGCCUGCAGGAGCACUGA
Pelobates cultripes (western spadefoot toad) is the source of this 474-nucleotide messenger RNA. Lineage: Eukaryota; Metazoa; Chordata; Amphibia; Anura; Pelobatidae. The record is from the annotation of a GenBank genome assembly.